UGCUGGCCCGCCUUUCUAAAAUGAUCAGUGCACACGCUGUCGGCUGUUUCCUCGGCAGUAUACGAUUUGCUUUAAAGAGGCAAUGAAGGACAUACUUUUACUGCUGGUUCUGCUCAAUGCUCAAACUCUUAAGGUCUGCUCUCAGCCCUAUCAGGCAGAUCUAGAUGGAAACUGUCUAAACUCAACAACAGAGUACCUGUUGGACGGUUCAAACCUGUGCUGCAAGAAAUGCCCCCCUGGACAGCGGCUGACACAAGAAUGCUCUGAAACUACGGACACCGUGUGUGAACAAUGCUCAACGGGCCAGUACGUGGAGAGCUGGAACUACGUUCGCAACUGCUUCACCUGUUACAAAUGCAAAAAGGCCAAAGGUCUGCAGGAUGCUCGGAGCUGCUCCUCUACUGCAAGGUCAAAGUGCGUUUGCCAACCUGGGAUGUAUUGCAUCAUGGAAUUUGGUGACCCGUUCUGCACAGAAUGUAGAAAGUACAAGCAAUGCAGACUCGGUUCUGGAGUGUCCGUGCCAGGGACAGUCAACAAAGAUGUGAGGUGUGGACGGUGCCCGAGCGGGACGUUCUCUGACACAGUCUCCUCCACGGGCCCUUGUCUGCCCCACACUAACUGUCAUGGGAGGGUGGUUGUCAGAAAUGGCAACGUUACCUCAGACACCAUGUGUGGCCCUGAGGCUUUUAGAGCCACAUUGUCGCCUCAAGCCUUCACACAGGGGCCUCACGCUGAGCUUGUGUUCACGAUGACAAGCACAGUGAUGAGUACAGUCUCAGUAACCUCAGACUCCACGGCGCCACGUAAAAUGAAAGACACCACACUGUCUAUUAGCGCGUCUUUUUCAGAGGCAUUGUUCAACUCUUCCACAAAAACCCCACCACCAAGCACAGUGCCUGACCAUACACUGGCUCCAGUCAUUGCCGGUGUCAUUGGGUUGUCACUUGUUUUCAUCGUAAUCAUUCUGCUGUUCUAUUGUAAAGCAAUCUGGAAGAAAGAAGCAGCAAGAUUUAAUUCUAAAGUAGAUGCAAAUGGAAAUUGUGAAAGUGGUGAUAAAAUCAAUCCGGAUUAUUUGGGGGAAACCCAGCAGAAUUAUAUUACAGUAGCCUCACCAGAACAACAGUGUCUGCUGCAGAGAGGAGAAGAAGCCUGCAGUGACCACAGUCAGUCCAGGAGCAACACUGACACUUUGACCCGAACAGGCACUUCCAGCAGCCAAGAGUCCUUCGGCCCUUUGCAAUCCACCGUAGCUCUUCACAAUCCACACUCUGCCCUGUCAGGGCCCAUGACUUUACUUUCCAGUACAGAGACUGUCACCCCGCAGCCCAGCCUCCCCACACAGUCCUCCUCUCAACCCUCCAGCCCACAGGUCAUGACCCCUGUGACCACCAGCCCACACGUCAACGUCAACAUCACUUUCCACAUUAAAAACAGGUCUUGUGGGACGCCGUCUGUCACGCCCACAGACGCAAUGCAAGUUGACUCUCUCUCGUUUGGAGAGGAAGAGGAGUCAUUUAGCAUCCCGCAUCAAGAAGCUGGCAAACAAUCACUGAUGUCAGUGCAGGAGAGUGAAAGCUGCAGUGUAUGAAGAGUCACCUGUGUGAAACACUGAUUCAAUUUAAUUCAGUUUAUUUUGUAUAGCCCAAAAUCCCAAAUCCCGAAUUUUCCUCAGAGGGCUUUACAAUAUGAACACAUACGACAUCCCUGUCCCAGGACCUCACAUCGGAUCAGCAACAACUUUCACGGGGGAAAAAAGGAAGAAACCUUCAGGAGGGCAACAGAGGAGGAUCCCUCUCCCCAGAUGGACAGCAAUAUAGAUGUCAUGUGUACAGAAUCAACAGUGUUACAGAGUUACAACCCAAUGAAUAUGACAGAAAUUAUGAAUGAUGAUAGUAGGCUUGAUCCAGAUUUCCACAAUCCAUGUAAACAGAAGGAGGUAGGGAUGAAGGGAUGAAGGGAUGAGGGGCAUCAGCAGGAGGCAAAGCAAAGGAGGCGAGGCCCAGGCCAGGGGCAUAAUGCAGGAAGCAGGGGCAAGGAGUCAAGGGGCAGGAGCCAAGACCAGCUCCAGACACAGCCAGGUCCAACAGGACAGUCUUACGUCUACUCUUAAAUGAAGUGACUGCCUCCUGGAUUGAAAGUGGAAGCUGGUUCCAUAAAAGAGGAGCUUGAUAACUGAAGGCUCUGGCUCCCAUCUUACUUUUUAGGACUCUAAGAACCACAAGUAGCCCCGCAUUUAAUGGGCGCAGCUCUCUAGUGGGGCAAUAUGGUACGACACGCUCCUUAAGAUAUGAUGGUGCAUCACCAAUCAAGGCUUUGUAGGUUAGGAGAAGAAUAUUAAAUGUGAUUCUUGAUUUUAUGGGUAGCCAGUCCAGAGCAGCUAGUGCAGGAGGAAUGUGAUCUCUUUUCUUAGUUUUAGUGAGAAUACGAGCUGCAGCAUUCUGGAUCAACUGAAGAGAUUUAAGAGACGUAUUAGAGCUGUCUGAUAAUAAGGAGUUACAGUAAUCUAGUCUAGAAGUAACAAACGCAUGAACAGUUUUUCUGCAUUGCUUUGAGACAAGAUGUGCCUCAUUUGUGUCAGGAUGCAACAUUGCAAACAAUCUGACUUGCAACCUGAUGCACUUCAUAGCAUGAGGACAACGAGACAACCUUAACCCCUAAUUCUGUUUCCAUGUCAUAGCCAUCAAUGUUCAGUGUGUUUAUAUAUGUAUAUACAGUAAAUAAAGAUGUAAAUAUA
Molecule: messenger RNA, 2734 nt
Organism: Pseudoliparis swirei
Lineage: Eukaryota; Metazoa; Chordata; Actinopteri; Perciformes; Liparidae
Gene: tnfrsf1b
Product: tumor necrosis factor receptor superfamily, member 1B
Exons: 9
Coding region: 83-1588 (501 amino acids)
Biological process (GO): extrinsic apoptotic signaling pathway; negative regulation of neuroinflammatory response; positive regulation of myelination
Molecular function (GO): tumor necrosis factor receptor activity; tumor necrosis factor binding
Source: RefSeq, a predicted model, not a curated record